UUCUGUUUCCUCCUUUAAGAUGUGAUGUUAAGAUAAAUGUGCCUAUAAAAGCUGAUAUCCCGUUCCUCCAUCUGACCUGAAACUUUCUGAUUCAGAGCUGAAAAAGGUGAUAAUCACCCAACAGGAACCUGCAGCCAUGAGGAUGCUGACUCUGCCUUUGCUUCUCUGUGGUUUGAUGCUUCUGAGCAGCAUAAACGAGAUCAAUGGAUUGAGAACUAAUUGCCCGUCUGGCUGGACUCUAAUCCAGGGACGCUGUUUCAAAUAUAUUCCAAGACGUCUGACUUGGGGUAAAGCUGAGAGAAAUUGCAUUUCCAUGGGAGGAAACCUUGCAUCUGUGCACAGUUCUGAAGAAUACCAUGAAAUUCAGUCGCUCAUUAUGCGUGCCACUUAUGCGAUGAAGGUUACAUGGAUCGGCGGCUCUGAUGCAACUGAGGAAGGUACUUGGUCUUGGAGUGACGGGAGCCUGAUGACUUUUACAAACUGGUGUCCCGGAGAACCCAACAAUGGUGGCUGGAAUCAGGACUGCAUGCAAAUGAAUUACUCAGGAGAAAAGUGCUGGGACGAUUACAGAUGUUCAUUUUCCCUGCCCUCUGUCUGCGUUUUGAAAAACAGUAAGCGGAACUGAGCUGAAGACAUGAAGAAGCUUCUUCGUUUUGCAUCUUUUUAUUUUCUAUCUAAGCUGCUUGAAAGAUGAUGCGGGGCAGCACAUCGACAGAGGAUCUCUGUCUUGCUUCUCAUUCGAUCAGGCCAAAUGUACUGUAAGCUAACAGCUUUAUGUACAUUUUUGCUGAUUAAACUUCCCUUCUUGUUCUUUGCAAAAUUAAACGGCAGACAUUAAAAUA
Molecule: messenger RNA, 842 nt
Organism: Poecilia latipinna (sailfin molly)
Lineage: Eukaryota; Metazoa; Chordata; Actinopteri; Cyprinodontiformes; Poeciliidae
Product: ladderlectin-like
Exons: 6
Coding region: 137-625 (162 amino acids)
Source: RefSeq, a predicted model, not a curated record